AAAAUUGUAAUUAUUUCUAAGUUCUGCACGUAAAUAAAUAACAAAAGUAUGGGUUCCCGCAACGAGUGCCGAAUAUACGUUGGAAAUCUGCCACCAGAUAUCCGCACCAAGGACAUCCAGGAUCUUUUUCACAAAUUCGGCAAAGUUACAUUUGUGGACUUGAAAAAUCGGCGUGGUCCGCCAUUUGCUUUUGUCGAAUUCGAAGAUGCGCGCGAUGCUGACGACGCGGUAAAGGCCCGCGACGGCUAUGACUACGAUGGCUAUCGCCUGCGCGUCGAGUUCCCGAGGGGCGGCGGUCCCGGCAGCUACCGUGGAAAUCGCAACGACCGCAACAAUGGGCGUGAUGGUGGUCGCAUGGGCGGACGUGGUCCUCCGGCCAAACGGUCUCAAUACCGUGUUAUGGUAACCGGGCUGCCGCCCUCUGGCUCCUGGCAGGAUCUCAAGGAUCACAUGCGCGAGGCUGGCGACGUCUGCUUUGCCGACACCUACAAAGACGGCUCUGGCGUGGUUGAAUUCCUGCGUCACGAGGACAUGAAGUACGCCAUAAAGAAAUUGGACGACUCGCGUUUCCGUUCGCAUGAGGGUGAGGUUGCCUACAUUCGGGUGCGCGAGGAUAGCGGCGAAAACGACCGCAGUGGCGGGAGUGGAGGAGGAGGAGGCGGUGCUGGUGGUGGCGGCGGUGGAGGAGGUGGUGGCAGCAGCGGAGGCGGUGGCCGUGACUACCGUGACAGGUCUCGUUCGCGCUCAUUCUCAUCGAGACCGCGUCGCCGCGGCACUCCGACAUACUCUCCGGUGCGACGUCAAUCCUAUUCCAGGUCUCGCUCACGCUCUAACUAUUAAACACUACCAAUCAUCAUCCAUUAAUAUAUAUUAAUUCGUACGAGCCGAAAAAGCAAGAUAAACACCUCCUUUCAAUUUUAACCAAGCAA
This is a messenger RNA of Drosophila persimilis, 929 nucleotides long. It is a transcript of the gene SF2, whose product is annotated as serine/arginine-rich splicing factor 1B. Gene Ontology annotation, cellular component: nucleus; cytoplasm; ribonucleoprotein complex. NCBI's taxonomy places the organism in Eukaryota, Metazoa, Arthropoda, Insecta, Diptera, Drosophilidae. The transcript is spliced from 4 exons. Gene Ontology annotation, molecular function: mRNA binding. The record is from RefSeq and is a predicted model, not a curated record. Bases 49 to 840 code for a protein of 263 amino acids.